Messenger RNA from Leptosomus discolor (cuckoo roller), 1336 nucleotides. The record is from RefSeq and is a predicted model, not a curated record. NCBI's taxonomy places the organism in Eukaryota, Metazoa, Chordata, Aves, Leptosomiformes, Leptosomidae.
AUGCUGAAGGGGAGUCUCUCCAGUCAUUGCUUUCAGAAUGGGAUAAUCCUGUUUUUGUUCCCUGCCCAGAGAUUGCUGUUGAUGUGACCAGCAGUCAGGCUGACAAUCUGGCUGUGAAAAUUCACAAUAUCUUGUAUCCUUAUCGUUUCACCAAAGACAUGGUACAUUCGAUGCAGGUUCUUCAGCAAGUGGACAAUAAAUUUAUCGCUUGUUUAAUCAACACUAGGAACGAAAUGGAUGAAAAGGCAGAUGGAAACCUCUUGAUUUUGGUGGAUCAACAUGCAGCUCAUGAACGGAUCCGCUUGGAGCAGCUUAUUGCAGAUUCCUAUGAUAAGGAAGCUGCAGCAUGUGGCAAGAAGAAAUUACUGUCCUCCUCCAUCUCUCCCCCUUUGGAGAUUGAAGUUACAGAAGAACAAAGAAGAUUUCUACGAUGCUGCUACAAAAAUUUGGAGGACUUGGGUCUUGAAUUGUCAUUUCCUGAGACCAACAGCUCCUUGAUUCUAGUGAGGAAAGUGCCACUGUGUUUUAUAGAGAGAGAAGCCAAUGAAUUACGACGGAAAAGACAACCUGUCACUAGAAGCAUUGUGGAGGAGCUUAUUCAAGAACAAGUUGAGCUAGUGCAGACCACAGGAGGAAGAGCACGAGGGACACUGCCUCUGACGUGUCUGAAGGUGUUAGCUUCCCAGGCCUGUCAUGGAGCUAUUAAGUUUAAUGAGUGGUUGACUUUGGAGGAGAGCUGCAGGCUCAUUGAAGCUUUGUCAUCUUGCCAGCUGCCCUUCCAGUGUGCUCAUGGAAGACCUUCCAUGAUGCCUCUUGCAGACAUAGACCACCUACAGCAGGAAAAGCAGCCUAAACCUAACUUGGCUAGACUGCGGAAGAUGGUGCGAGCAUGGCACUUAUUUGGAAAGAAAAGACCCUAAUCAAAAAAAGUUAAGGCUGCAAGCUGCAACCACUAGAAGUGUUGGUGUGAUCCACAUCCCCCUGUUGUUAGACAAUACCCCGUGUGGCGCCAAGCUUCUGAGCCAGUGCGGUCACCAAAGCUCUGCUCAGAGUACUGACCUAAGAAGCAGAGAGCAGCCAGGAGAACGUGGCAGGAGGAGCCCACCCUUGUAGCCUGGGGAAGUGUCUUCAACGUUAAGGAAUUACAUUGUAAGCCUGGGCCUUAUGUCAGUGCUUGACUAUCGGAGGCAAGAAGUUGUAGCCACUCGCAGUUACUAAAGUGCUUUUUGUUUGUAAGCACAGCAUGAUUCUGCAUAAUAGAGAGACUUUUAAUUAAUGUAUUUUAUAGUGCUUUGAAAAUGAGGAGGUAUUUAUUAAUAAAGUUUACAUUAAACUC